AUGGAGUCACUACAACUGCAUUCUGACGAAGCAGUGCGAGCCAGACCCCAGCGGGAGAUACGGCUACCACAGCAUCUGGAUAACUUUGAAGUUGGAUAUCAACCUUCAGUUACAACCCCUUCUGCAGUCAUAACCCUGCCUGCAUCGACCACUACAGCUGAUUCUGGAGCAGCUGCAAUACCCAAACUGGUGGAACUAUCUCCACGAAGGGAGAAACCACACUCACGCCGAAGCUCAGUGUCUUCUCACCACAGCAGGAAAUCCCAAUCCUCAUUCCGCUCACUGUCCAAGGGCUCAGCAGUUGAUGGGCUAUCCGAGCUACAGAGUGCCAGGUUGGAGGAGAGAAUGAAGCGUAUGGAACUAGCAGAAGCACAGAGGCAAGUCAUGGAGCAGACCUUAGUGGACGAACAGUGCCUACUGCUGGACAGAAAAGCACGAGACGCCCUUAACGAGCAAGAGAUGGCACACAAGGCAAAAGAGGCUAUUUCCAAACAACAGAUACUGCAACGCCGACUGAAAGAGAAAGAGAUGGAAGUCGAGAAAGCGGCUCUAAUUGCAUAA
Messenger RNA from Knipowitschia caucasica, 561 nucleotides. NCBI's taxonomy places the organism in Eukaryota, Metazoa, Chordata, Actinopteri, Gobiiformes, Gobiidae. The record is from the annotation of a GenBank genome assembly.